Molecule: messenger RNA, 1518 nt
Organism: Phaeodactylum tricornutum CCAP 1055/1
Lineage: Eukaryota; Bacillariophyta; Bacillariophyceae; Surirellales; Neidiaceae
Exons: 2
Cellular component (GO): Golgi apparatus
Molecular function (GO): protein binding
Source: RefSeq, a predicted model, not a curated record
AUGGUACCACCUCCACGAUCCGGUGCAGCGAGUGUUGUAGUCAAAGGCCGUCUCUACGUCUUUGGGGGAUACGGCGGAGGUACAGGCCGACUGGAUGACUUCUUCCAGUACAGUUUCGAAACUGGGCAAUGGGACGAAGUCAAAGUGCUUUCCGAAGCAAAACCAGGUCGUCGCGAGAACAACGGUGUAGUAAUUUCGGAUAGUAGCCGAUCCAUUUAUCUAUUCGGCGGAUAUAAUGGAAGCUCUUGGUUAAAUGACUUGUGGAAGUUUGACAUCGAAAGUCAGCGAUGGACGUGCAUUCAAGAAUCGUCAGAUCCGGACCGAGCGGAUGACGCAAACGCGGCUUCAGGGGAUGUUCCUGCCGGGCAUCAAGUAAGAGGCAAGGCUCCAAGUCGUCGAUUUGGUUACGUAUCGGUUGUUCAUGAAGGGAAGUUUGUUUUGUUUGGGGGGUUUGACGGCUCACGCUGGUUAAACGACAUGUUUGAGUUUGAUUUCUCCACCAAAACUUGGUCGGAAAUCGAUGCGAAAGGUUCGCUACCGAGUGUGCGUUCCUGUCCUGCAUGGGCCAAGGAUGAGACACAUGUUUACAUUCAGGGAGGAUAUGACGGUGUUGAGCGUAAGGCUGACUUUUUCGCUUGCGAUUUGGCAACCUACACGUGGACCGAGCUACCGUGCUAUGGAACUCCUCCUUCUCCAAGAUAUUUUCAUUCCUGCUGCCUGUACGGUAACAAAAUGUACUGUUACGGGGGAUACUCCGGAAGUGAGCGGUUGGCGGACAUGUUCGCAUACGAUUUUGAGACGAAUCAUUGGGUCCAAGUCGAUUGCUCCAGUGGAGAUGCUCCCAGCGGGCGUUCGUCUCUGGUAGCACAGGUAUACGAAAAUUGCCUCUACGUAUUUGGGGGCUACAAUGGAGCUACGGUACUCAAUGACUUCUACAAAUUCCGGCUAAAACCCAUUUUAAUGCCUCCACCUACGCUCGUUAACGACUUUUCCAGAAUGAUAAACAAUCCUGACCUUUCCGACGUGCGAUUUCUGGUCGAGGGUAAAGACGUUUUCGCUCAUCGCUCUGUUCUGGCUUUUCGUUCGGAGUACUUUCGGGUUAUGUUGUGUGGUGGCAUGAGGGAAAGUUUGGCUCGUCAAGACGCUGGGACUUCUUGUGUGCCCAGUCACGACCUUCAAGCAAUUGACCUUCCAAAUGUAUCACACUUGGUCUUUUUGAAAGUUCUGGAAUUUCUAUACACAGACUCAGUAAAGGACGUCUCACUUGAGACCGGUAUAUAUCUGCUCAUUGCGAGUGAGCAGUUUAUGCUCGAUCGGCUAAAGGCCCUCUGCGAAGAUUUGAUUAGGAGAGACAUUCAAGUUGAAAAUGUUAUUGGUAUAUUGGCCGCCGCGCACAGCCACCAUGCGGCAGGGCUCAAGGAUAUCGCGUUAGAGUAUAUUAUGCGAAAUUUGAAUGAUCCUGUGAUUAUGGCAGGUCUCGCUGACUUGAAGUCAGAGCCAGAUUUGCUGCUGGAAAUU